Molecule: messenger RNA, 3278 nt
Organism: Vitrella brassicaformis
Lineage: Eukaryota; Vitrellaceae
Source: the annotation of a GenBank genome assembly
UCCGAGUGAGUGAGAGCGAUGUCUGGUCGUCCCGACACCGACAUGGCCUCCGCUGGCCCGGCCGACGGUGGCGAUGGCGAUGAAGGUACACUCAACUCAGACAAAUGCAGCACGUCACACACGCAGCAUCAUUGCCAAAGGUCGUGUGUGUGUCUGUGUCCGCUUCACCGUCUUUGCAGAGUAUGCCGAGCAGCGUGGCGGCGGUGACGAGCGGCGGCCAAUGGAUGUCCAGGAGGGCCAGGAGGGCCGUGCGGGCGAUGGUGCGGUGGGCCAUGUCGUCAUGAGGCAGAGGAACAACGCCUCCACGACAGAGCCCUAUCAGAUGCCAUCGCCGGUACCCCAACAAACAAGAGCACCGCGACAGACAGACAGACACCUCCACGCACUCUCUCGUACGUGUGUGUGUGUGUGUCAUCGGCUGUCCCGGCAAAUGGCAGGACAUUCAUCUCACGGCCAGCGUGGCGGAUGGGCCACAAGCAGCAUCGGCAGCAGCAUCGGCAGCAGGGGUGCAGGAACCCUCAUCUAGCUAUACAGGUAGUCAAUGAAUGCACCACAGCCAGCCUGACGCACCACGUCGUCAUUGCCUGGGUCGUGUGUGUGUGAAUGUGUGUGAAGGUGUAGCUGUAGGUGUUGUGAAGCGUGUCGGCUCUCCUCUGGAGCGUGAGGAGCAUAAGAGGGCCAAGGGAGACGGCCAGACGCACCAACCUGCCGCCAAGGUGCCAAAUGCCCAGCAGCCACAGGUGAUUGCAUGCCUCCUCUGCUCCUCAGCCAGCACCAGCACACGAUGAUGGCAUGGCUGUGUUGUGUUGUGUAUGGUGGUGCAGCGUCCCCCCGCUCCCCAUCCUGCUGCUGCUGGUGUUGGUGUCCUUCCAUCCGCUAGUCCGACGCUGGGCGGCCAUGCGCAUCGCCCACCGCAACCGCCCCGCGUCGGAGGGGGCGUGAGCAGCACUGCUGGUGGGGAUCUCGGUGUUGGUGCUGGUGCUGGUGAGGGUGCCUCUGAUGGGCAGCAGGGCCGACAGAACGGAGGUCGGUGAACGAAUCACCCACCACCAACACACACAUAUAGCACCCUCCCCUGUGGAUGCUGUGCCACCCACAGGUGCACCGUUACCCCACGGCUGGAAGAGCUCGGAGAACGGCGUCGACGUCCGCUUCCGUCGUGGCACCAGCAACGCCAGCAGACGGCUGUCCGAGGCCAUCAUUCGCCGCACAAUCACUGACGAACAGCAGAUGACCCAGCUGAUUCAGCAGAAUGGAGCCGACCUCAAUGUGGAGCCACGGCUGCGGGUGAAGGGGACCACGGGCGGCUAUGCAGCUUAUCCGCUGCUGGCAUUGUGCAUUGACAACCUCACGGACAACGGCGUGCCGUCCAUCUGGGCAGGCGACGGCGAUGACGAGUGUCCCGUCGCCAUGCCGCUGUGGGAGACGCCCUCCCUGCAGCUCGCCGUCAUGCGGCUGUCAUCGAAAGCGGUGCCGACAUCAACGCGGGUGAGGGGGACCAUACGCCCAUCUUGGUGGCCAUCGCCUCGUGCGACCGGGCCGCCUUCGACCUCCUGAUGGGCCAGCCAGGUGCGCACCCAUUCACAGCACUCACGACACGGAACACACACCAUGAUGGACGUUCGUCUGUCUGUCUGCUCCAGGCAUCCAGCUGCAGGAGGUGAUGGACCUGCCGCUCCCAUUGCCGACGGACCAGCCGACUGAGGAGAGCGAGGCCAUCCUGCUGUCCUUCUACCAGCUGCUCAUCCAGCGGGACAGCAGCCUCGCAACCGAGCGGUCACCAAACGGCGGCAAUCCGCUGCAUUGGGCGGCGAUGGUGCCUCCCAUCUGGUCCCAGCAGUUCAUCGAGAACUACAUCGACCUGCUGGUGGUCAACGGGGUGGACAUUGCCGCCGUGGACGACAAUGGACGGACGCCAUUGCACUUCGCGGCCAUCAGCGGUUCCCACUGUGUCGCUGCCUCUCUCUGCCGCCGUCUCACCGCUGCCGACAUCAACAGAGGGCUGCCGAACCUCCCCACCUACACAGCCCUCACCCGCGCUGCCCGACAGCUCGAUGGCAACACACAGCGGCUGCAGGACAAUGACACAGUGCCGGCCGUGAGGGACCGGGCCACGAGACGGAUCACUCACCUCCAGACCACCAUCCGUGUGCUGCUCCAGGCGGGCGCUGACAUCGCCCUCAUGCCCACAGCCACAGAGGAGGACCACCGUCGUCGCCAGCUGGUGCUGCCCGAGUACACGACACUUCUCAAUCAGCUGCCACAGGCCGUUAUGACGGCCGUCAACGCCGCCCUGCGACCCCAGCGCGAGAUGGCCGACGCGCUGACAGAGGCACUCCACAAUGCCACCGCCCAGCAGCUCAAGGCCGCCUUCCCCUCCUUCGACCCGUCCCGCCCCUCGGUGCCUCCUCCCCCCUUCCCCCCACACGUCGACCCGGAGCCCUCCUGGCAAGACGACUACAUGCCCUUCGCCAACAAGGACAUGUCAGCCAUCGCCUGGCGCGUGGCGUCGUCCUUUGUCAACCCAUCGGUGCUGCAGCAGAGCCCCCGCCCCGUCCAGAACGUGACUGAGGUCGGCCGCCGCGUCAACGCUGCGAUGGCGCGGUUCGUGGAGGCCGCCGCAUCGCUGCAGGUGGUGGGCAAUGAGGAGGUGGUGGGCGGGACGACCAAUGUGGGCGGCGACAGGGUGCGGGUGCCGCAGCUGCAGUGCUUUGCCGUCAGGUGGCAGCAUAGCGGGCAGCACCGGCUGAUGGAGUUGCGUGAGGUGGUGCAGCGGGCCAUCCUGGACGAGGCCGCCAGAUACGACGGGCUACCGGCCAGCAUCGACAACGGCUUCACCAAGGACGUGGCGGCGUUCGAGUGGCAGCAGCUGGGGUACGUCGACGAACGAGGGCAGUGGGUGACACUCGGCAUGCAGUCAGUGUGAGUCACUCUCCUGAUGUGUUCACCCAGUCGCAUCCAUCCAGUUGUGUGUCAUUGAGGCGAAUGCCGUGGUAGAUGGCUCACCUUCUGCCUGCCUGCCUCUACAUAGCCAGAGACGGCGGCAGGGUGAGGUGCGUUUAAUGGUGUUGACUGAAUGAGCUCACGUGUUGGUGCUGCUGGAUGGAUGUGCUUGUGUGCGGUGACUGGACGGACGGCAGGCCGGCAGGUUUUGAUGUGUGCAUGCCGCCCUCCAGUCAACACUCGCUCCACCCAACACCAUUGGCAGAAAGGGCGGUGCUCUUCAGGUCGAUGCAAUGGACCCUUCUCACUCACAGGACGCCUCACAGGUCAAUGAG